AUGUCCGCUUUUGACACGCAGGCCAAGCACUUCCUAAAGAUCCGCUCUUCCUUACAGAAAGCGGCCACAAGAUUCAGCAACAUCAGCAACCAGAUGUUGUGUGAUUUAAGGAUCGUUCUUCUGGGUAAAACUGGAUCAGGAAAAAGUGCGACAGGAAACACCAUCCUGGGCAGAAAGGCCUUUGAAGUUGUUGAUUUCAUGAAAUCAGCCAAUAAACUGUGUGAGAAACAGGAAGGAGUGGUGGGUGGAAAGACCGUCUCUAUAACUGACACUCCAGGACUAUUUAACACAACUGUGAACAAACAGCAACUGAAGGCUGAAAUAGAAAAGUGUGUAGAGAUGUCCUCUCCUGGUCCUCAUGUGUUUCUGCUGGUGUUUAAACUGGGUGUGAGAGUCACAAAAGAGGAGAGAGACACGGUGAAAUGGAUUCAGGAGAACUUUGGAGAAGAAGCUCUGUGUCGAACCAUCAUUCUGUUCACUCACGCUGAUCAGCUGAAGGAAAAGCCUUUGGAUGAGUACAUCAAGAAAAGUGAUUAUUUACAAGAAAUAGUUGACAUCUGUGGUGGCAGAUAUCACUCAUUCAACAACGAGAACAGAAACAAUCAAGAUCAGAUCACUGAACUGCUGAAAAAGAUCAAUGCAAUGAUGGAGGAAAAUUAAAUGAUGCAUUACACUCUUGAGAUGUUUAAAUCAACUCAGAUAAAGA
Sinocyclocheilus rhinocerous is the source of this 706-nucleotide messenger RNA. RefSeq names its product GTPase IMAP family member 2-like. The record is from RefSeq and is a predicted model, not a curated record. The transcript is spliced from 2 exons. The coding region runs from base 1 to 660 and encodes 219 amino acids. Gene Ontology annotation, molecular function: GTP binding. NCBI's taxonomy places the organism in Eukaryota, Metazoa, Chordata, Actinopteri, Cypriniformes, Cyprinidae.